This is a messenger RNA of Yamadazyma tenuis ATCC 10573, 5254 nucleotides long. RefSeq lists its product as uncharacterized. The record is from RefSeq and is a predicted model, not a curated record. NCBI's taxonomy places the organism in Eukaryota, Fungi, Ascomycota, Pichiomycetes, Serinales, Debaryomycetaceae. Gene Ontology annotation, biological process: protein secretion.
AUGCCUCCAAAGAUUGAAGAAGUGUCCGGGAAGUCACUGACAAGGAAGCAUAAUCCGUUUGAGCCCAAGCCAAAAAAGACAACCAUACGAAGGGAUGCAAAGGAAAUAUAUGGGGCUGAUGGAAAGAGGAAGGGCCUUCACAAACCUCAGUACACUAAAGGAUCUCCCUUGGAUAAGCUGUUUUCACUAUUGGAAGAUGUGUUACAAGGAACUUUAGAUGAUAUAACGCUAUCAGUGCUAGCCGAAAGACUUAAAAUUCACUCAGAAGAUGAAUUUGACGUUCGGUAUUCAGUCAUUUCAAGGCUACUUGAUUUCCUAUUACAAAUCCAAGAACAGUCAGGGAAAGAGAAUCAACCAGACAAAAAUCUCAUAAACAUAUCUCUUCAUGAUAUCAAGACAUUUAGCAAGCUUGUGAACAUGAUCAUUAUCCAUGGCGUUUACCCUGGCUUAGCCACAUUCAAAGUUGGUAUCCCCUUGGCAAAGCGUAGGCUCAAUGAGUUCUCGAAGACUAAAAAGCCCAUAAAAGUUGAACGGAUCCCUUCAAAUACCACAGCAAAGACGUACACUGAAAGAUUUGGAAAAGAAGAGAAAUUGCUUAAUCUACUCUAUUCUAAGUUCAAAAGCUUGUUUGAGAAGGAAGGCGAUGUAAGGGACUUAUUGACAAAGGGAACUGGAUACUCAGAUUUCCUUACUAUUUCAAUCACCCUAAUAACUUGUCCAUACUUCAACAACAACAAAAAGGCAUUGGUAGAAGAGUUUGAGAGUUUGGUGGUUCAACUACCGGGGACUUAUGAAUUGUUCCAAACUUAUUCUUUGCUAUUAUCUACUCCAUCGCCUGCUUAUUUUAAGCAAUUUGUCAUGAAAAAACUACAGACUUUGCACUAUGAUGCUCCUAAGAAGGAUGGAGUACUUACUUUAGUUGAGUUUGUACUUGGUUUACGUGAAAAUGAAGAUGUUAGUGUUGAAAGGUUUGACCAUGUGGCCAAUGUCAUAUUGGCCAAACCGAAACACAUAUCUACCGUGCACUACUUUACUAGUAUUGGAAAUCAAUUAUACGAUAUUCUUGUUAAUAUCAACCGUCCUCAUGUGACUAGUUGUAUUGGACAUGUUUUGGAAAUGCUAUGGGUAAGAAACAAGCUUGUGGUCAAUGACUUCUUCCUCAAGAGGCUCUGGGACAAUUUGAAUCCUACAAUUGAGGACAAACCAGACGAUGGAGUACUCGUUUCAGAGAAGGAUUUCAACAACGCUAUCAAUGUCCUUAUUUCAUUGACAAAAAAGUCCUUAUCACCUGACUUUUCCCAGUAUGUCUUUAACCCGAUCCUAUUACCUCUAUGGAGAUACUUUGUAUUUGUCUUCGAGUCUAAGAAGUCAUACGAAGUUCUACUUAAUAUUUUGGUGGGGUACUUUGUGACAACUGGUCAGUCUGAUGACAUUAAUAAAGAUAUUUAUGGGUUGGAUACGAUCUCCAAGAAUUUAUUGUUCAGUACCGAAGACUGGGAAUUUAUGUGGGGUCCAAACAACUUGCCUCAGAUUACAAAGAGCAAAUUUGUCCUACAAGAGGACAGGGACAAGAAGAUGGUUAAUUUUUUCUCCGAUUUGGACACUGGGAGUGAAGCAUACAUUGAACUUCUAAAAAACUUGGAUGACGCUCUUGUUUCAAAGGUAUUCAAAACCUUGUUACGCAGAUGGCUUAAACUUGGAAAUAAUAAAGACGUUUUGGAUAGCCAAGGACACAAUCCGUUUAUUGUUUUAGUCGAUUUGAGGUUAAUUGAGUCUAUUGGAAGCCAGUUCAAAGAAGACAUUGCCAAAACUCCAAUAGACAUGCUUCAAAUCGUUGAUGAGUUUUUAUCAGCCCAGAAAAAUACCAACUCCAGGGGUAGAAAUGACUUGAAUAUAGUGAAAGACUCUGAUGAUGAGGACUCUGACGAUGAAGAGAAUUUUGAUAGUGAUGUCAAUUCUGAAGCAAUGCCAAUAUUGUUUCAAUUAUUGUCAGCUAUCCUCACGGACGUAUCUGAAGACGACAUCACAGAAAAUUGUAAAGUUUUAUUGAAGAAGGUUCUUUCAAGUCUCAAAGUAUUGAGCAAGCAUAGUAACCCCACUAUUGUUCUGAGCUUGAAUACUAUCAAGGCUUUGGCUUCCAGAAUAAGCUCUAUGCUCGCAGGUGAUACUCCUGUUACAUCUGAGAAGGAUUUACACAGGAGAACUCUUGAAAGGGCAAUAACUAGCUUAAAUGACCCACUUGUACCUAUACGAGCACAUGGGUUGUAUUUAUUAAGAGAGUUAAUUGAAGUCAAAAGUGAUGUGAUCUCGCUUGACUUUGUGAUAAACCUUCAUUUGAUUCAAUUGAAAGACCCAGAGCCAUUCAUCUACCUUAAUGUCAUUAAAGGUCUUGAGAGCUUGAUAAAUUUGGGCAAGCUUCCAGUUAUACAAAUCCUUGUAGGUGUCUACACAAAUGAAGCUGGUAACAAUGAUAUUGAUGAAAGGCUAAGAAUAGGUGAAGUGUUACUUAGGUUCAUUCAAUCUUCCAACCAGCUAUUUGCUGGAGAAAUUGCGGAGACUAUUGUGAGCGCAACUGUGUCGAUGAUCAGAAGGAGCGAAAGUGGGCCCAAGAACCAAGAUAAUAGAAUCAGAAUGUCUUCUAUGUCUUUAUUGGGAGUCUGUUGCAAAGUUAAUCCCUUGGGUAUUUUGUACCAAUUAUCUGAUAUCUUGGAUUGUGCCAUUGGUAUAUUGACCUUGGAAACCGGAAAAGAUCAAGCCAUCAUGAGAAGGUCAGCAGUUGUUUUGAUACAUGAUCUUAUACUUGGAACUUCCGAUACUGAAGAAGUUCCUUUCCCAGAAGAGUACAGAGAGAAGGUUUUAAAUACCUUAAGGUAUAUUUUGGAAACCGACGAAGACUUAUUAACCAGAGAACAAGCACAAAGUGUUCUUGAUGAUAUCGAAGAGUUGGUGCAACUCGCUUAUCAAGAAGCUAGAGAUAAAAUGGCUUCAUCAAAUUGACAGCUUUUAUAAUUACCCUAUAUAUCAAUUAAUAUAAACAAGACAAAUACCAGUUAGAAUAAUUUAUUUUGCUCAAUCAACUUCUUCCAUGUUGGACUCGACAGCUUCCUCGGUGGUAGCAGUAGUAGUAGUCGCAAUUUCUGCUUCAGGUUCAUCUUCGUCAAUGUUCAAACCCAAAGAGAUCAAUCUGUUGAUUCUAGCAGCGAACGAAGCUGGUUCUUCCAAAGAGAAACCAGAGGUCAACAAAGCGGUUUCGUACAACAAGGUAGUCAAAUCCUUGACAGUCUUAUCUUCGGCACCGUCGGUUUCAACCUUCUUCUUCAAUUCCCUGAUGAUUGAAGAUCUUGGAGAAAUUUCAAAGGUCUUCUUGGAAGACAUGUAAGAAGACAUAGAAGUGUCUCUCAAAGCUUGAGCCUUCAUGAUUCUUUCCAUGUUAGCAGACCAACCGAAUUGACCAGUUCUGAUAGCAGCUGGAGCAUCAACCAAUUUGUGGGAGAUGACAACCUUUUCGACGAGGUCACCCAAGACGUCUUUCAAAGCCUUGGUUAAUGGCUCAAAUUCCUUGAUUUCUUCUUCUCUAGCCUUCUUUUCUUCUUCGGUUUCUUCUAAUUCGAAAUCCUUGGUAAUGUCUACCAAUUUCUUGUCUUCGAAUUCCUUUAAUUGAGUCAUGGCGUAUUCAUCAAUUGGGUCAACCAAGAACAAGACUUCAAAGUCUUUAGCUUUUAAGGCUUCCAAGAAUGGAGAUUUUUCUACAGCCUUGAUGGUUUCUCCAGUGAUGUAGUAGAUGUUCUUUUGGUGUUCUGGCAUUCUGGUGACGUAGUCAGUCAAAGAGGUCAAUUCUUCAGCAGACUUGGUGGAGUUGUAUCUCAAUAAUUUAGACAAAGCAGCUCUGUUUUGUUGGUCCUCGUGGAUACCCAACUUAAUGUUCUUAGAGAAAGCACUGUAGAAUUUGUCAAAUUGUUCAGAGUCUUCAGCAAUUUCAUUGAAGGUCUCGAUCAAUUUCUUGACGAUGUUCUUCUUGAUGACCUUCAAAAUCUUAUUCUGUUGCAAGACUUCUCUGGACAAGUUCAAUGGCAAAUCUUCAGAGUCGACAACACCCUUAACAAAGCUCAACCAUUCUGGAAUAAAGUCUUCAGCUUCAUCAGUGAUGAAAACACGUCUAACAUACAAUUUAAUGUUGUUCUUCUUCUUUUUGGUUUCGAAAGCAUCAAAAGGAGGUCUCUUGGGAAUGAACAAGAUAGCCUUGAAUUCCAAUUGACCUUCAACAGAAAAGUGCUUGACAGCCAAAGGGUCUUCCCAGUCAUUGGAAAUAGACUUGUAGAAGGCAUUGUAUUCGUCUUGAGUGACUUCAGAUGGGGUUCUGGUCCACAAAGGCUUGGUCUUGUUCAACUCUUCAGUUUCAGUAACGGUCUCCUUGAUGGUCUUUGUCUUUUCUUCCUUCUUUUCACUUUCAUCUUCAACUUCUUCCAACUUUGGUUGCUUGUCAUCUCCUUCCUUGACUUCUUCUUCUUCGGCAUCUUCAUCUUUAACUUCCUUCUCGACUUCCUUGGUGACCACCAAUUGGAUUGGGUAUGAAACAAAUUCAGAGUGUCUCUUGACAACUUCCUUAAUUCUCUUUUCUUCCAAGUAAUCCAAUUGGUCAUCCUUCAAAAAUAAUCUAAUGACAGUACCUCUGGUUAAUCUUUCAUGCGAGUCAUCUUCGGUGACGGUAAACUUACCACCAGCGUUGGAUUCCCAAAUGUAUUGUUCAUCAUCAUUGUGCUUGGUAAUGACUUGAACGUGAUCAGCAACCAAGAACAAGGAGUAGAAACCAACACCGAAUUGACCAAUCAUGGUGACAUCAGCACCAGCGGAAAGAGCUUCCAUAAAGGCCUUGGUACCAGACUUAGCAAUAGUACCCAAGUUGUUGAUUAAAUCAGCCUUGGUCAAACCAAUACCAGAAUCUCUAAUUUCCAAAACCUUUUCUUCAGGUCUUGGGGUGAUUCUGAUGAAUAAUUCAGGUUCAGAUUCCAAUUUAGAUGGUUCCGAAAGAGCUUCAUAUCUGAUUUUGUCCAAAGCAUCAGAGGCGUUGGAGAUCAAUUCUCUCAAGAAAAUUUCCUUGUUAGAAUAGACAGUGUUGAUGAUCAAGGACAUCAACUGAGUGAUCUCAGCAGUGAACUCGUGGGUUUCAACUUUCGAUGGCAUCUUCUGGGGUGGCGAAUAUACAAAAUGCUUGAGCAGUAAAAGUACCUGUAAGUUAAGUCAGGAAAACUGUUUC